CAGAGCGCUUUCAGUCGCUGAUUUGACCGCCAAACAAACGCAACGCAGCUCGGCAGGUUUUUAAGUUUACAAUCCAAUCGCUGGUUCGCAACCACAACAACAAAAGGACAAAGCGCGCUCUCCGGUCCACGGAAAUCGACAACAACAAUAUUAGCCGCCAGUGGCAGCAACAAACAACCAACAAUAACAAAAUAAUAAAGCAAUUACCUAAAGAGUUGGUUUGUUUUCCUUUUUUUUCCAAGUUCCAAUCCUGCAAAAUAGUUGACAUUUUUUUUCGGUUAAAUAAUACGAACGCAAGCAAACAAAGCAAAAAUAAUAAAUUAUAAUAAAGAAACAAAUACAACAAGCAAAAAACAUAUUAAAAUACUUAUGGCAAACUUUUGAAUAACCGAAACAAAAGCAACUACAAAAAUUGCAAAGUAAAACGAACUUGGGCAGCGCAAAAAAGUUUGCCACUAAAAAGCAAUAGCAGUCAAGUGCAACAACAACAAAUAACAACAACAACACAAGAGGUAGAACGACAACAACAACUAGGGAGCCACAACAAGAACAACAUGGGAAAAAAGAGCUCCAAGUUGAAACAGGAUACCAUCGAUCGCUUAACAACGGACACAUACUUCACAGAGAAAGAAAUACGUCAAUGGCACAAAGGAUUCCUGAAAGACUGCCCCAACGGCCUGCUCACGGAGCAAGGCUUCAUCAAAAUCUACAAACAAUUCUUUCCACAAGGCGAUCCCAGUAAAUUCGCAUCGCUCGUCUUUCGCGUCUUCGAUGAGAACAAUGAUGGCUCCAUUGAGUUUGAGGAGUUCAUACGCGCCUUAUCCGUCACAUCGAAGGGCAACCUGGACGAAAAACUGCAGUGGGCCUUCCGUCUUUACGACGUGGACAACGAUGGUUACAUAACGCGGGAGGAGAUGUACAACAUAGUGGAUGCGAUCUACCAGAUGGUGGGGCAGCAACCGCAAUCGGAGGACGAGAACACGCCGCAGAAACGAGUGGACAAGAUCUUCGAUCAGAUGGACAAAAACCACGAUGGCAAAUUAACAUUAGAAGAAUUUCGUGAGGGUAGUAAAGCUGAUCCACGUAUAGUUCAGGCGUUAAGUUUAGGUGGUGGUUAAAUCGAUUAACAAUGGCCGAUUACCGAUAACAGACCCAAUUCCAAUUCCACAAAAACCAAGCGCGCAAUAAACUGAAAUAAAAAGAUAUUGAUACUGCAAGUUGAUUGAAACCCGCUUAAAAAAAAACAAAACAAAUUAAAUAAAAAAUAUGGAAGUUUGUGGGUGGGGGCGGGUUGGUACGGUGCCACGCCCCUGCCGCUUCGUUUGCAUUCGCUUCUCCACUCUUCACUCUCUCUUCUCUCCACGCUUUUCUCAAUUCUCAAUUCUUGAUUCUCGAUUCUCCGCGCGUCGCUUGCGACACUGAAGAUGAUAAUAAUUUUUUGAUAUAUGGAUAAAGAAUAACUAACGAGAUGGAAAUCCAAACAAACGAACCGAAAAGAAAUGAAAAGAAAAAACAAAAAUCGAAAAAAACCGAAAGAAAUUAAUUUUUAAAUAUACACCAGAAUAUAAAUAUAUAGGAAAUCAUGGCGUAGUCAGAGCGCAGUUCAUAGCAAUAAUGGAAAAACAAAAAGAUGAAAAAACGAAAAAAAAGUCGAAAGAUAAAUAAACUAAUACUAAAUUUAAAUUAAAUCGAGUGGCGCGGAGGCGCAAAUCAAUUUUUGAAGCAUACACCAAUUACGAGUAAACUAAUUAAACCUACGAUUAAAUCAGCAUAACUAUACUAAACAAUUAAACGAUACAAUUAGAGCCGAACUAAGCCUACGCAUCAAUUGUGCAGCCUUCGAAGCAAAGCGAGUUAAAUAAACUCGAUCCGAGUCAGCUAAUUCCACUCACGACAGCCAACAGCAGCCACUAUAUCCACACUUAAUAAAUAUAUAUAUACAUAUAGAUACAGUAUCAAUCCGAUAAGUGGCCGCAGACAGGACGAACAGAGUUCAGAGUUCACAGUUUAGAGGGCAUCGCACAGCAGAGGGGAGCUAGCUUAAAAAUACCAUAAAAAAAACACUUUAACGAUUACGAGAGAUACUUACACAUAUAACCCAUUUCCAAGUGCAUUCACUUUAGCUUAUUUGAAUAAUCGAAGAUGAGGUAUAAUGAGAUUACACCACUCAAUGUUUUCUGAUUUCCAUCAAUACUAACACUAAAGUUUUUGCAAGUUUAUGUAAAAAGAAUGCUAAGCCAGAAGGUCUCGCUGUCCAUAGCAACUUUCCUUUUAUUCAAAUUACUUCGGUACCCCAACUUCCGAUAUUCAUUUGCUUUUAUUGACCAGGACUUGUUUGAGAAAUGAAAGAGGAUUUAUGAGCAAGUUCCAUAACCAACCAGCACCAGCAGAAGUGUGUUUAUUUUCAGGCUGAAAUGCGAGGCAACCCAUGUACUUUCAAGCCAGCUGCCUUGCAGUCAUGAAACGCACCUUGAUCGGCUUUUAUGCAGCUCCCCUGCGAAAAGAGAUUAAAUCUGCAGAUGAGUUUCGCCGGCGUACAAAUAGUGUUGCAUACCCAACAGGCGCAGAAAAGUGUUUGCUUUCGUUUGCUCGCUCUCAAUCUCUCUCUCUGUCUCUUUCUACCUCUAUCUAUAUUUCUUUCCCUCUCUCUCUCCAUCUCUCUCUAUCUGUAAAUUCUGCUUUGCCUUGUUUUCCGUUAAGCGUUAUACGUUCCCAACAACAAUAACCAAUCCAAACCAAACCAAAACCAAACCAUAUUUACAAUAACAACAAUAACAACACGAACAUAUUGACAAUAGGCGGAGCAGGAUGAGCAGAGAAAAAGGAUAUCCAAAGGUCUUGAGAACAGUGCUCAGAAAUCCAUGAAUCCAUGAACCCAUGAACCCAUGAACCUCAGCUCCAGAAGUCCAGAAAUAGCUGCGAAGUGAAGCCAUUAAUAAAUGAUAAACUAAUCAAAGAACGCACAGCUACAACCAGAGCCACAUCAACAGCCAGAACAUGAACAUAUAUAUAUAUACACAAAUGUAUAUCCAAUAUCCUCGAGACGCAGCAGAAGCAGAAGAAGCAUGGAAGUUGGAGCAGUUAGGAGAUAUAUAUGUAUAUAUAUACGAGUAUAACAAUGAAACAAAUCCAUCAUACGAUUUAAUUUCUAUUCUAUAUGCGGUUCAGCUUUAUUAUUGCAUUGAUUUUUCAAUAAACCAGUCAACCGUUUUACUAUUCCGAUGACUAUCUAUAAAUACUGAAUCUCCCGCUUUCUCACGCCCCCCACCACCACGCCCCAAAGAAAAUACAACCCGUUUAGUAGCCUUUGUGUAAUCUAGAUCUAGGGAGAUUUCGGACUCCCUGAAAACACACAAGCACUAACACUAACCCAAACACACACACACUCACACGCUCACACACAUACUGUAUAUCUAUAUAGUGCCUAUGUAUGUAGUAGUAUUUCUUAUGAUUUCGCCUGCUUUGCCUUCUUUGAGAACGAACAUUCCUAAUUGACCGAUUUACGUUUAUCUUUUUUUAUGCUUUCCAUGUAUUUAAGCACCGAUCUAAAAGAAUAAACACGAUACAAAUUCAAAAGUCAAAUGCCGUGCAAUCCAAACACUUUUCCCCAAACACUGACACACGCACCACACACAGAGCCAUAUGUAUGUAUAUAUAAAUACAUAUAUAUAUGUAUAUAUAUAUAUGUGUAUGCCUAAACUUAUAUAUACUCUAUAUAGUAAGCACAGCAAUCGAAAGCAAGUUAAGGAACUAUAACAAAACCAAAAAUCGAAUACAAAAACGCUUCUAUAAACCUCACUGAAAUUCUUCGAAGAAACAAACUGAAAGAUACAAGAUAUAGUACACACACAUACGCAAACUGACAUACAUAAACACACACUUGUACGAGUAUAUUAACAAUAAACGUAAUGCGAAAAUUAAUCAAUAAUUAAAUAAUUCGAAAGUGAUAUAGCUGACAAAACAAAUGUGUCUGUAGUAGUCUAGUAGUUAAAAGAAAUUGAAACGAAUCGAAAAGAAACGAAAAAAAGGAAAUUUAUAAAUAAUAUUAACUAAACUAUUAUAUGUGACAGAUUAAAUUGGAGAAAAACGGGAAAAACGCAACGCAAUUUUCACGUUGACCGCUCUUUUUUUUUGUAAGCAGGCGGCUGAGGCGGAAAUAAGGAAAUCAAACUGUAAAUAACACUAAGUGAAUCACGCACACCACAAGACACACCAUCACACACACAAACACACACACACACACACACACAUACCCACUUGCACACUGACAGAAACGAGGAGUACCGAAUAAGUUUGUUAACACCAAAAUAUAACGGGUCUUAAGUAACGAAAAAUAAUUAUAAUAUUAAUGCGAAAAAUGCAAAUAUGCAAAAAUGCAGCCGAGAAGAAGUAAAAUCAUAAAAACAGUAAGUUAGAGCAAGGAAUUUUUUUUGUGGAUUGAAUUGGAUGGGUUUGCAAUGAAUCAAGUCAAUUGUAAUAGCCGACAAAAUACGAGAAUACGAGAAUUAUGAAAUAUUUAUAUUAAUUUACAAUGGGCCGGCGAGUGAAGCUUUUCCCGCAAACACACUGAAAAAAAAACAGUGAAAAAGCAGUGAAAAGCUGUGAAAAACCAGUUGCAGAAGUCGAAGAUGAGUUUCUUUCCACCGCCGUUGACAAACCACACGAAUGUCAAGUUAAACGUUUCACAAGCAAUAUUUUACAUACUUAUACAUGCAUUAUAUACACAUAUAUACUUAUAUAUAUAUAUAUAUGGGUAAAUAUAUAUAUAAAUAAAUAUACGAUAAUAAAUAUAUACAUAACUUAUAUACACACUCCGCAAUAACGAGUCGACCGGCUAAAUAGACAUAAUAACUAAAAUAAAAUAUUGCAUGGCAGAUACACAGAUAUCCAAGCGAAAUGUCUGAUAAUGCGUGAAUAGGCGUUUAAACCAGAUGAUAGCGGCAGAUAGUGGGGAAUUAAUAACAUUUUUAGUGAUAUUCUUUAGCAAACUUGAAUCUGAUUUCCUUGCUAAGAACAAAACGAAAUGUAUAAAGUCGCGAAGAAUUCAAAUCGAAAGCCGAAAAUGUAACGAAAAUAACAUCAGUUUAAGCAAAAGGUCGUAUAUUUUACAAAAAAAAAGCAACAAAAACAAAAGCAACCAAACAAACAAAACGAAAUGAAAUGAUAUGCUAAAAAAGCGAAAAAAAAAAAACAAAAAAUGAAAUCAAUUUUUUUCUCCCAUUUAUCUUGACUCGACUUUCAUUUCGUUCGAUAUAUCCUGUGUACUACUCUAUUUGCCUUUACUUACCAUCAUUAUUAUGUCGAUUGUUAUUAUUAUGAUUAUAUGGCAACGUCGAUGAUAACAAUUAUUGUGUAAACCUAAACACACAUGCAAAACGUAUAAGAAACAUGAACAUGAAUGAGAACUUUAUAGAACAUACAAAUGAAAAUCAAAUUCUUUUACCAAGAAAGAAACUUAAUUAUUUUUUUUUAAGUAAUCGCCUAAGGGGGAAUGGAAAAUUUAUCUUGUUACUGUCAAAAAAAUAUUACUUACUUCAAAUAAAAAUUUUAAAGCGAG
Molecule: messenger RNA, 5557 nt
Organism: Drosophila mauritiana
Lineage: Eukaryota; Metazoa; Arthropoda; Insecta; Diptera; Drosophilidae
Product: frequenin-1
Exons: 8
Coding region: 555-1118 (187 amino acids)
Molecular function (GO): calcium sensitive guanylate cyclase activator activity; calcium ion binding
Source: RefSeq, a predicted model, not a curated record